GGUACUCUACUAUGUGGCACACUAUGGGGCACACCUUCGAAUUUGACACAGACUUUAUUUAGGAUAGGCAUAUUAUUAUUAUUUUCGGGGCAUUUAACAUUCAUGUGUGCGUUCAAAAUGUAUGUCGUCGUACUUUUGUUCCUUUUUGCGACACUUUCGACGGUGGACAGCGAGAAAUGGUCGCUGAAUUACAUCUACACUGCCCUGUCAAGGCCAGUAGAAUUGCCUGGUAUCCAUGAGUUCACUGCCAUGGGUCUGAUGAACAACCAACAGAUCGAUUACUAUGACAGUGUGUCAAAGAAGAAGAUUCCCAAACAGGACUGGAUGAAGGAGAAGCUGCCAGCAGACUACUGGGAAAAAGGUACUCAGUCACGCAAGAGCAAGGAGCAGUGGUUCAAAGUCAACGUCAACAUCUUGAUGGAUCGCAUGAGGCACAACAACACCGAUGUCCAUAUUCUUCAGUGGAAACAUGGCUGUGAGAUUGAACAGCAGAUUGACGGCACAUUGAAUUUCAUAAAGGGCACCGACCAAUACAGCUAUGAUGGUGACGACUUCCUGGCCUUUGAUGAUGCCACUAUGCAGUGGGUGGCCCCAGUUGAUCAAGCUCUGCCGACUAAGCGGAAGUGGGACGGGGUGCAGAUCCUCAACCAGUACACCAAGGGAUACCUGGAGAAGGAGUGUGUGGACUGGCUUUCCAAAUUCAUGGAAUAUGGGAAGAAGCAUUUGAGAAUGGAUGAUUCCCCUCCAAAGGUCUAUGCAUUUGCUAAAAAGGCCAAAACUGCAGGACAUGUCAGACUGACCUGCAUGGCCACAGGUUUCUAUCCCAAAGAUGUAGAAAUGCAUAUUAAGAAGAAUGGUGUUCCAUUAACCAAACAUGAUGGAGUGCAGUCUACAGAAGCCCUACCCAAUGAUGAUGACACCUACCAGAUCAGGAUGAGUGUGCAGAUCCCAGAGGCAGAUAAGGAAACUUAUGAAUGCUCUGUCAGCCAUAGAGCAUUGAAGGAACCAAUUGUGGUAAAAUGGGAUGGGAAAUGCUGUGAUUGUACCCAAGUAACAGGUGUUAUCAUUGGUGUGGUUGUUGCGGUGGUCCUCCUGCUCACCGGGGUUAGCUCACUGUUGGUUCUUUGGAAGAGAGGCAAAAUAUUUCCUGGUAAAAAAGGAGCUCUACCACCUACUGGGAUCCAGGCACCUCUAAAUGGCAAUGGAAAUGGAGCAGCUGUUUUGAACAUGCCUGUGAAAAAGGAUGACGCUAGCAGCACUUCCUCUGACUCUGUUCAAGGCAGCAACGAACGUCUUGAGAGGGAGGCAAUGCUGACUAAUGGAGGUAACAAUUUAUCCUUGAGAAAAUUCAUAAAGGAUGACGCUAGCAGCACUUCCUCUGACUCUGGUCAAGGCAGCAACGAACGUCUUGAGAGGGAGGCAAUGCUGGCUAAUGGAGUGAAAAAGGAUGACGCUAGCAGCACUUCCUCUGACUCUGGUCAAGGCAGCAACGAACGUCUUGAGAGGGAGGCAAUGCUGGCUAAUGGAGAGGAGGUUCCCCCUGAGCAGCAGCACUGUGAGCAUGAAGGUGCUCCAGUCUGGGGCAGGAGGACCCAGAACCGACACAGAUUAAAGAGGAACAGAAGGAACUCAAGACCAGCCCUGAGGAAGUGCAGCUUCAAGCUGGCCUACAGAGACAUGUCACUCUUGCCAGGGAGAGACCCAGCAAAUGCCCCUUCUGCAAAAACCGCUACAACUCCACCUGUCAACUCAAGGCCCAUGUCCCACUCUGUUAGACAGCAAAAACACAACCUGCUGCAGCUCCUCAGUACAACCAAGAAGAGAAUGUACUUCACCUACCACUGA
This is a messenger RNA of Salvelinus fontinalis (brook trout), 1845 nucleotides long. RefSeq names its product major histocompatibility complex class I-related gene protein-like. Lineage: Eukaryota; Metazoa; Chordata; Actinopteri; Salmoniformes; Salmonidae. The coding region runs from base 103 to 1845 and encodes 580 amino acids. The record is from RefSeq and is a predicted model, not a curated record. The transcript is spliced from 15 exons. Gene Ontology annotation, biological process: immune response. Gene Ontology annotation, cellular component: external side of plasma membrane.